This is a messenger RNA of Sparassis crispa, 300 nucleotides long. RefSeq lists its product as hypothetical. Gene Ontology annotation, biological process: isoleucyl-tRNA aminoacylation. Bases 1 to 300 code for a protein of 99 amino acids. The record is from RefSeq and is a predicted model, not a curated record. The transcript has 2 exons. Gene Ontology annotation, molecular function: ATP binding; isoleucine-tRNA ligase activity. NCBI's taxonomy places the organism in Eukaryota, Fungi, Basidiomycota, Agaricomycetes, Polyporales, Sparassidaceae.
AUGGUCUUGUACUCGCAGCGUGGGUACCUGGACAAUUUCCGGGCUCAAUCUCCUGCUGGCCGCCCACGCAGAGAUGUUAAGAAGAUGAGCAAAAGUCAGAAAAACUACCCGGAUCCAAAUGAUAUCAUCAACCUGUAUGACGCCGAUGCUACAAGAAUGUUUCUCGUGAAUUCGCCGGUCGUGCGAGGUGACAACCUCCGCUUCCGCGAAGAGGGUGUUCGCGAGGUUGUCUCGCGUGUUUUGCCAGCUUCCCUGGCUAAAUGCAACACGAUUUUUCCUCGGGCAAGUAGCGCUGCUUAA